CGCUCACAGCCCAAGGGGGGCGCGGCCAAUAUUAGAAGGCCUGUCAAAUUUAAGCCAGCGCCUCUCCGACCUCCCCCCAGCCUCGGUCGCGCCCUGCCGUUGGCCCCCCUCUCCCUCCUCUCUGCGGGGGAAGGAGAGAGACGGAACCCGAGAGACAGGGGCGGAGAGGGAUCAAGCUCAAGCUCACGCUCUGCCUCGCCGGGCUCCGGCCGGUCGAUCGACUCCUCCUCGGCGGAUGGCCAAUCGGCCCAGCGUGCCCAAGUUCGGCACCUGGGACAGCGACAAUGUCGGCUACACGGUCUACUUCAAUAAGGUGCGCGAGAACAAGGGCGCCACUGCGCCGCCGCUCCAGCGGCCGUUCAACCCCAACGACCCGGAGGAGGAAGCCCCGAGGGUGAUCGCCCCGGGCUCCAGGCCGGCCACCUCCAGCGGCGACCGCGCGGCGCCGCAGCAGAACGGGCACCAGCACCGCCGGGCCGGUAGCAACAGCGCCGAGAAGAGCAAGUUCGCGCCGCCGCCGCAGUACCACCCGCGGCCACAGUUCACCCACCACCAGCCUCCGGCCGGACACGGCGGCGACAACGGCAACCACCGCCCUUCGUCCGGGCACGGCAGCGACCACGGCCAGCACCACCACCGCCCGGCCGGGCACGGCAGUGACCACGGCCACCACCACCACCGGCCGGUCGGGCACGGCGCGCACCACAAGCCGCAUGAGGCGAGGUACAAGCCGGCGGGGGCCCGGGCGCGGUCCGCCUCGCCGAACCACGCGCCGGGGCGGCAGAGGCCGACGGCGGUGCCCAAGUUCGGGGCGUGGGACGAGCAGAGUGCGGGGGCGCAGGGGUACACGGUGAUGUUCGACCGGGUGAAGCAUGACCGGGAGGCGGCCCGCCGCGGCGGGGUGCCGAACCUCCCUCGCCGCCGCAUGCCGUCGCCGGAGAGCUACACGGCCGCGAGGCGGCCCCGGCACACCCCCUUCUACUCCAAGAUGUUCGGGUGCUUGAUCCCUCACACCAAGGACUGAGACGAGGCCGUCGGAGGCUCCGGACGCGACCUUGACCUUACUUACGUGUGUGUGUGUCAUUUCUGUUUUUUCUCCGUGGGCCUGGAGAGGAUUGUUCUUCUUCUCCGAGGCUGGUCUAUUCGUUCUUCUCUUUCUUGCUCGCUCUUAUGUUGGGUUGGUUUUUGCACGGUGGUUUGUGGGGCCUUUGUACGUACGGUGGGUUGUGAUGUAUGAUUAUGUGCAUAUUGUUCUACUGUUUUGCUCAAAAAAGAAGAAGAAAAAAUGUUCUACUGCUUUUCUGGGA
This is a messenger RNA of Triticum aestivum (bread wheat), 1307 nucleotides long. Its product is annotated as RPM1-interacting protein 4. The transcript has 4 exons. The record is from RefSeq and is a predicted model, not a curated record. Gene Ontology annotation, cellular component: plasma membrane. The coding region runs from base 236 to 1024 and encodes 262 amino acids. Lineage: Eukaryota; Viridiplantae; Streptophyta; Magnoliopsida; Poales; Poaceae.